GACUCUCAUCGUUAAGCUUUUAAAGAUGUUUUGAGUUUUGUUCUUUGUUUAAUAUAUGUGAGUUGUUAUCCGGAAACUGAUUAGCACUUUGAGAUAUUUAAAAGAAGCAGUCUCAGCAUAAGACUCUCAUCGUUAAGCUUUUAAAGAUGUUUUGAGUUUUGUUCUUUGUUUAAUAUAUGCGAGUUGUUAUCCGUAAACUGAUCAAUUUUGAAACACAGUAUGCUAUAGGAGCUUUGGAUAGUCCACCAGGACCACCAUCGAAGAUUUACGGGGCGAAAGCUACGUUCAACGUCUGGCGUCCCAAAGUUGAACAGGCUACCGAGUUCAGCUUGGCUCAGAUAUGGAUCAUUUCCGGUUCCUAUGACAACAAUACGCUCAACUCAAUCGAGGCAGGCUGGCAGGUAUCAAAAACUUUCCUACUUAAUUCGUAACUAAUUUGUGUAGUUUACAAUUUUAUAUAUAGCAAAAUGACCAAGUGUAUAUUUUUGAUUAUUUUUAAGGUUUAUCCCUACAUAUAUAAGGACUCCCAGCCCAGACUGUUCUUAUUUUGGACGGUACGUUUGUCAAUUCAAUUUAUUUUUAUUUAAUUAGGUUGUUCGAGUAUCUAAUUGAGUUCGUGUUGGUAGUUUGAAAAAAAAUCGGUUUAGAUGUCUAAUACAUAUAAUUUUCAUAAUCGGAUUUGGUUUGGAUCAGUAUUCAGUAUACUUUGGUUUUUGUUAUUUUAGGUAUAACGAAGAACCAAAUUAUGUAAUGAGCUUUUAAAAAGCUAGGUUGACAAUAUAAACGAAAAAUAUAGCUCAGAAUCAAUAUCCAAAGUAUCUGAAAUGGUAACAUUAUAGAAAGAAAACAUUAUCAAAGACGCAUAGAUUCUGAGGAAUAUACGUGUUUGGAGUUAAUAUAAAUAAUUUGAUUAAAAUCCAUCUUGAAUAGACGUUAUUGCGAUGACAUGUAAUCCUUGUUCUUAUAUUCAUAUAAUUUGUCGAGUAACAUUCAAGCCUAGUUACUCUCACUCUAUGGAGUAAUUUAUGGAAGCGCUUGUAGCAGUUGUCAGCUCUUGUUUUGUUUAGUUGCCAUUCAAGUUUAUCAAAUAUUUUUUGUCCGACAUGGGUGUCUCUCCUGCUUAACAUUAUUAUUCUGUAUAGAUAGAUAGCAUUGUCAAACUGACCUUUGGCUGCUCUACGGAGACGUGUUAUGCCUAUGUGUUUCUAUGAAAAUACUCUUAGAAUUUUUCGGAUGUAAUGAGAAGUUGUCGCUAGCAAGAUAUCUGUGUCAUAAAUCGUUGUACAUGUGCAAGAUGGACUGUGAGUGGGUGUAGGUUAAUUGUUCUUGUAGACUAUCGGCUAUGGCAUUUGCUAGAACGGUGCUUAAUUUCAUGAGGCUAUUGACACUGGUUUUAGAAAGAAAGCACAACCCGUGCAAUGAUGAUUACAUGAAUUUUAUUGGGGAUGUGUUCCAGCGUUGAGAGGAAGUGUCGUUUGUUUAUAUAUGGGUUUCCAGAUGCUAGGACAUGUCAUGAUCUAGAGAGUAACUGUGAUUUAUUGUAAAGAUUUCUUUCAUACUGCAUUAAGGAUGUGAAAUUGAUUUGUAGGUUUAAACUGCAAUUGAUGGCUUACAUUUUGACUACGUGAUAAUGAAUUUCUUCCAUAAUGUCUAAACUCUGAUUAUGUGGAUUUUUGUUUUUGUUUUCAGACGGAUGCUUAUACGUCGACGAUGUGUUAUAAUCUGCGCUGUCCGGGUUUCGUACAAACAAGCCGGACCGUUCUUAUUGAAGGCGCUAUCUCACCGGCAUCGACAAUAGGAGGCCUUCAAACCGAACUCACCAUACAAGUGUGGAAGGAUCCAGCGCGGGGACCAUGGUGGCUGGGAGUUGGUUUCAGCAAUGGGACCAAGCUCUCGGCGAUCAGAUAUUGGCCGGUCGAGAUCUUCAGCCGUCUCACUGAUCACGCAGAGAACGUUCAGUGGGGGGGAGAGAUCGUCGACAUCAGGGCAUCGGGGCGACAUACGACUACUGAGAUGGGUUCUGGUUACCGUCCCGGCAGCGAUAGAGCCGCGUACGUGAGGGAUCUACAGGUUGCGCUCAGCCCAGGGGAGUUCGUUCCUGUUUCCCGGCUGAUAGUAGGAGCUACCAACUACAGCGUGGAGAAAUACAGCAACAGCAGCUUCUCGUACGGGGGACCUCAUGGCACAGCCGUUCAUCUGAGGUUUGACUUGGUUACUCUUUGUUUAUGUUUUGUAUUUUUGUUGCUUGUUUAGAGCAUGAUUAUUGGGAAGUUCUUAGGGUGAGGUUCUUAGCGGAAUAUCUUUAAUAAUCAUGCUCUUAGUGUUAUUUGUGUGUGUGUUUUUAUGUUGUGUAACUCGAGGGUCAAACUAGUCUGUCCUGUAGUUCACGUUGUUUCAAUAUGUACUGACUUGAACAAAAUCGUUUGAUUUUCUCAUUCCUUGGACAGUUUCACU
Messenger RNA from Brassica napus (rape), 2454 nucleotides. RefSeq lists its product as uncharacterized. The transcript is spliced from 2 exons. NCBI's taxonomy places the organism in Eukaryota, Viridiplantae, Streptophyta, Magnoliopsida, Brassicales, Brassicaceae. The record is from RefSeq and is a predicted model, not a curated record. The coding region runs from base 1711 to 2253 and encodes 180 amino acids.